This is a messenger RNA of Alnus glutinosa, 2713 nucleotides long. RefSeq names its product transmembrane 9 superfamily member 12. The transcript has 2 exons. The coding region runs from base 287 to 2272 and encodes 661 amino acids. Gene Ontology annotation, biological process: protein localization to membrane. Lineage: Eukaryota; Viridiplantae; Streptophyta; Magnoliopsida; Fagales; Betulaceae. Gene Ontology annotation, cellular component: membrane. The record is from RefSeq and is a predicted model, not a curated record.
GUAACUACUAAUCUAGCGUGCCGGUACCCGGUGGUGGUCAUACUUUUCCCAUUGAAAAAGGUUCUGGUUGCGGGAGUAGAAUAGGGUUUGCACUCUGCGUCCUUGUAACGCUCUGCAGAACAGCCAGCGAGAGAGAGGUUCAGAUCCGACGCUACCCGAUCAGCAGAUCUAUGAUCUGAUUGGAUAUGCCCGGAGAUUUGGUGUUGAAUGUUUCCGUAAGACUAGUAGCCUAGACAGAGAUCCACCACUGAUUCAAACAGAUCUGCUGUCUUCUCUUUCAAUUUCAAUGGCUUUAUCGAAAUGGAGGUUGCCCUCCGUAUGCUUGGCUUUCCUCUAUGUGGUUCUUCUCUUUUCGCAUGCUUGCAAUGGGUUUUAUCUUCCGGGAAGCUACAUGCACACUUAUUCUACAGGGGAAACUAUAUUUGCCAAAGUUAACUCCUUGACUUCCAUAGAAACCGAGCUUCCCUUCAGCUACUACAGUCUCCCUUACUGCAAGCCUGAUGGCGGUGUCAAGAAAAGUGCCGAGAAUCUUGGAGAACUCCUCAUGGGAGAUCAGAUUGACAACUCACCUUACCGUUUCCGAAUGAAUGUUAAUGAGACUGUCUUCCUCUGUACUACCAGCCCAUUGAAUGAGCAUCAGGUCAAGCUCUUGAAACAGAGAACCCGCGAUAUGUAUCAAGUGAACAUGAUUCUGGAUAACUUGCCUGCCAUGAGGUUCGUCAAGCAAAAUGGAAUUAACUUCCAGUGGACUGGGUUUCCUGUUGGGUAUACACCAACAAAUGGUAAUGAAGAUUACAUAAUUAAUCAUCUCAAGUUCAGGGUCUUGGUUCAUGAGUAUGAAGGGAGGGGUGUGGAGAUCCUAGGGACCGGGGAAGAAGGUAUGGGUGUUAUUUCUACUGAUGCUGAUAAGAAGAAGGCAUCCGGAUUCGAGAUAGUUGGUUUUGAAGUUAUCCCCUGCACCGUGAAGUAUGAUCCUGAAGUCAUGAAGAAAUUUGACAUGUACGCCAAUAUCUCAUCUGUAGAAUGCCCCAUGGACCUUGACAAGUCUCAAAUAAUACGGGAGAAAGAGAGAGUAUCCUUCACUUAUGAGGUUGAAUUCGUGAAAAGCAAUAUACAAUGGCCAUCAAGAUGGGAUGCUUAUUUGAAGAUGGCGGGUGCCCGAGUCCACUGGUUCUCUAUUCUAAAUUCACUGAUGGUAAUUUUUUUCCUAGCCGGUAUAGUUUUUGUUAUAUUCUUAAGGACUGUGAGGAGGGACUUAACGAGGUAUGAGGAAUUGGACAAAGAAUCUCAAGCUCAGAUGAAUGAGGAGCUUUCUGGGUGGAAGCUUGUUGUGGGUGACGUGUUCAGAGAACCAAAUUGUUCCAAGCUACUUUGCGUGAUGGUCGGUGAUGGAGUUCAGAUUACAGGGAUGGCAAUUGUCACUAUCAUUUUUGCAGCCCUUGGUUUCAUGUCACCAGCUUCACGAGGAAUGCUGCUGACAGGAAUGAUUGUUCUUUAUCUUUUCCUGGGAAUUGCUGCUGGGUAUGUUGGUGUACGUCUCUGGAGAACCAUAAAAGGAACUUCAGAAGGUUGGAGGUCUGUUUCCUGGUCAGUUGCCUGCUUCUUUUCUGGAAUUGUCUUUAUUAUUCUUACUGUGCUGAAUUUCAUUCUCUGGAGCAGCAAUAGUACUGGUGCUAUUCCCAUAUCCUUGUACUUUUUACUCUUGUUCCUCUGGUUCUGCGUUUCGGUGCCACUCACCCUCCUUGGAGGAUUCUUAGGGACACGAGCUGAGGCAAUUCAGUACCCUGUGCGAACCAACCAGAUCCCAAGGGAAAUUCCUGCACGCAAAUAUCCAUCAUGGCUUCUUGUUCUCGGUGCAGGGACGCUUCCCUUUGGAACCCUCUUCAUUGAGCUUUUCUUUAUCUUUUCUAGCAUCUGGCAGGGGAGGUUCUAUUAUGUCUUUGGGUUCCUGCUGAUUGUUCUUUCGUUGCUAGUUAUUGUUUGUGCUGAAGUGUCAGUGGUCCUCACCUACAUGCAUCUGUGUGUGGAGGAUUGGCGAUGGUGGUGGAAAGCUUUCUUUGCUUCAGGUUCAGUUGCUCUUUAUGUGUUCCUAUAUUCAAUCAAUUACUUGGUUUUUGACCUGCAAAGUUUGAGUGGGCCGGUGUCAGCUAUACUAUAUCUCGGGUAUUCACUCAUCAUGGCAGUUGCAAUCAUGUUGUCGACUGGCACCAUUGGCUUCCUUAUGUCUUUCUACUUUGUUCAUUACCUAUUCUCAUCCGUAAAGAUUGAUUGAAGGUUAUCGCCAGUAUAUUCUUCUUCAAUCAUUUGGAGAAGACUCCAGUAUGUAGGAAGAGGAAAUUUUCUUGGUUAAAGUUUUUAGCUUUACCUGUCUGAGGCUGAUUGUUUACAGCACAUAUUAAGAGGCUCUCAGAUGAUUGCUGAUGCUACCAAAGCCUGUUAUAUUUUCCGUGCAUCUCCAGUUUAGAGGACUUCAUAAUCUUAUUUUGCUCUCUUUCCCUACAUGAUCUGCAGCACACAAUCCCCUACCCCCCCCCCCCCCCCCCCCCCACACGUCUUUUUGUGCCCCACUUUGUUUUUUACACUUGCUAGUUUUGAGGUUCAUUUGCAUUAUGUGUUUCAGUUUAAUCAAAUUGUUCGGAAAAGUUGUAAUUGUUUAGACUUUCUAUCCUUGUAUUAUCUUUCCUGUUAUAACUGAAUAGAAAGAUUGUUACAA